Molecule: messenger RNA, 1356 nt
Organism: Trachymyrmex cornetzi
Lineage: Eukaryota; Metazoa; Arthropoda; Insecta; Hymenoptera; Formicidae
Product: proline synthase co-transcribed bacterial homolog protein
Exons: 4
Coding region: 204-971 (255 amino acids)
Cellular component (GO): intracellular anatomical structure
Molecular function (GO): pyridoxal phosphate binding
Source: RefSeq, a predicted model, not a curated record
UGUAAUUGCGUUCUAAAAUUUAUCGAAAUUCGAUUGUUGUCUUGCGUAAUGUUUACUGUGCUUUAAACACGUGAGACAGUUAAAAGUUCGGAAAAACGCAAAUGGAAAGGGAAAGAUAUAUCCGUAUUAAAGAGAAAGAAAACAAUUUUAUUAUCUUAGAUAAAUGAAAAGAAUACACUCGAUUACUGAUCAAGAAACAAUUUAUGGCAAUAUUUAAAUACAGUAUGACAGAAGUGGCAGCAAAUUUGAAAUCUAUCUGCGACAAGAUAUCGUAUGCUGCCACGAAGAGAACAUCGGAGUAUCAACAUUAUGAACCGCGACUGGUAGCUGUUAGCAAAUUGCAAUCUACUGUCUCGAUAGUAUCCGCAUAUGAGGCUGGUCAAAGAAAUUUUGGUGAAAAUUAUGUAAAUGAGUUAGUGGAGAAGGCCUCCAGCCCAUUAAUUCUUGAAAAAUGCCAACAAAUUCGAUGGCACUUUAUAGGCAAUUUACAAAGGAAUAAAAUCAAUAAAGUUUUAUGUAUACCAAAUUUAUACAUCAUAGAAACUGUCGAUAGUGAUAGACUUGCAAAUGCGCUCAAUAAUUCAUGGCCAAAAUUUCGAAAGAGCAAUGACAGCAAGUUAAAUGUCAUGGUACAAGUUAACACAAGUCAAGAAAAGGAAAAAAAUGGUUGUGAUAUUACACAAGUAUCAACCCUUGUAAAACAUGUCAUAGAGAAUUGCUCUAAUUUGAAUUUUAUGGGUCUUAUGACAAUAGGAAUGUAUGGGUAUGAUAUUGAAAAUGGACCAAAUCCUGAUUUUAUUUGUUUAAUAAAGUGCAGAGAAAAGAUACAUGAUGAAUUGGGAAUUGAUGUAAAAGAUAUUGAAUUAUCAAUGGGAAUGUCCAAUGAUUAUGAACAUGCGAUUGAACUUGGUAGUACAAAUGUGAGAGUAGGAAGUGCCAUUUUUGGCGACAGACCACAAAAGAAUAAUUAAGAGAUAUAUUAAAUCAAUUUUGUCUUAAGAAAAAAGGAUAUAAAGUGGAAUAGGGAUAUAUAUUUGUUAUCUUAGCAUCUCAGAUAUGUAUGUAUUAUAAACAUUCUUUCUGCAGCAAAUGUAGUUAAUUUUGUCUAUUUUAAGGUUAUCAGAAUCGAAUGUUUGCUAUAUUUUUCAGAUCUUUCCUAAAUUCUUAUUUUUAUUUUGAUUUACAAAAUAACAAUAUUAUGUGUUCUAUCUUUCAUUCCUUUUAUUACUUUAAUCCGAUCAGUAAGUAUAAGUACUAAAGGAAUUAUACAGAAAAAAGGACAAUUUAGGAGAAAAUGAUUAUCUUGAAAGAAGAAACCUUAGAAAAUUAUUAUAUACAGAGAAAAUUAUUUGUAAG